CUCUUCUUCCUCAUCCAUACACCUUCACCUUCACCUCCAUCUCCAUCUCCACCUCUAUUUCUCUCUCACCACAUACUGCUGUCGCAGAGCCAUUCGUUAUCCCUCGCGCGCAUUACUGAAAGAUCAGAUCUCGGUGCUUUUUUUCUUUUUACCACGCAGCCAUUAAUACCCAUCGAAUUGUCCGAGACCCCAACCUGCCCUGCCCCGUUUCUGCACCCUCCCGCGCUCCCGUCCACCGCGCGUCCUGGGGGUCAUGUCCGUUCAUUGCUAUCGUUGCUAUCCGCCACCACGAUAGACAACCACCACUGCCGUUUCCGACUGCGAUUAGCCACUUCCUGUAUACCUACUCCUGUCUUCAUACUGUCGACCUCAACUUGGCUCCACACAUCUAAUAUUACUGCCGUACGCUGCAGUCCUACCUUGUCACCGCCGCUGCGGCCCCAUCGCUCCGCGAAUCAACCCUGAUGGGCAAGUGGAGAUACGGUAUCGUCCUCGAUGCGGGUUCAUCAGGGACCCGGAUACAUACAUACAAAUGGCUGAAGCCAGAUAAAGCAAGGAAAAAGGCCACAAAGGAAGAAUUGGCCAACUUGCCCAAGGUCGAGGGAAUUGACGUGAAGAAGAUCCACCCUGGAAUCUCCACCUUUGGCGACAAACCUGAGGAUGUCGGCCCUGACCACUUACAUCAGCUCUUCGACCAUGCCUAUACUGUCGUUCCCGAAGACGAGAUAGAGGACACUCCCGUCUUCUUGCUCGCCACAGCUGGAAUGCGAUUACUUGAAAAUAGCAAAAGGAAGACACUUCUAAAGGAGAUCUGCACCUAUGCAAAGAAGACGACUAAAUUCCAAUUGCCCGACUGUGAUCUGCAUAUCCAGGUCAUUCCUGGCGAAACAGAGGGUCUGUAUGGUUGGAUAGCUGCGAAUUACCUAUUGCAAGGAUUUGACAAACCAGAUGCCCAUGACCAUGGCAAGGAUCAUCACACUUACGGGUUUCUUGAUAUGGGAGGUGCAUCUGCACAAAUAGCUUUCGCCCCGAAUGCCACCGAGGCCGAGAAACACGCAAACGAUCUCAAGCUCCUACGCCUGAGAAAUGUAGAUGGCACCUCGACCGAAUACCGAGUCUUCGUGACGACAUGGCUGGGUUUUGGCGUGAAUGAGGCUAGAAAGAGAUAUGUCGAGCACUUGCUAGAGGCCAUGCCUGAUUCAGACGAGCUCCCAGAUCCAUGCCUACCGUCCGGUCUGACGGUCACAACGAAAGGCAGACCGGUCGAAGCAGGAUCGCCUGAAGACAAGGGAGAGAAGACACAUAUCUCUGGCACCGGUAAAUUCGACACCUGUAUCCAGUCAGUCUACCCACUUCUAGAUAAAGACGCUCCCUGUGCAGAUCCACCCUGUCUGCUCCACGGCUCUCACGUCCCAGCCAUCGACUUUGAUGUUAAUCAUUUCAUCGGCGUAUCGGAAUACUGGCACACAACCCAUGAAAUAUUCGAGUUCGCACACAAAGAUAAAGCAUACGAUUUCCAUACAUACCAAAAACGGGUAAAUGAAUUCUGCAGCAUGUCUUGGUCCGAUAUAUCCAAGGGUGUCAAAGACCAUGCUUGGGGCAACAAAGUCGACGAGACCACCGCCCUCGAGGUGUGUUUCAAGGCCUCUUGGCUCAUCAACGUCCUUCAUGAUGGCAUCGGCGUCCCACGUAUCGGCCACGAAGCUCUCCACGGAGGUUUCAAUGGCACCAAAGAGGUGAUAGAUAAAGCCAAAGACCGCGGCUACCUCGAUUACUUCCAAGCCAUCAACAAAAUCAAAGGUGUCGAAGUCUCUUGGACCCUCGGCAAAAUGGUGCUCUACGCAUCCUCCGAAGUCUCACCCGCUGACCCUGACGUACUCGCCGUCGGCUUUGGCACAAACGAGCCUGGCAAAGGCGUAAGUUCCGACUUCCAAUACGCCGGAGGCUCUCCUCUUCGCUGGUCCGACGACACCUCUCCUGAUGACGACGACAAUGACUGGCACGACGUCUUCACCCACGAUUCUCCACGCCGCAUUCCCGGCUUCUUCCUCAUCGCCCUUAUAAUACUGGUCGCUUUGAUCAUGGCCUGCGGUCGCGAACGUCGCUCCUCCUUUAUGCACCGCAUGCGCCGUGCGUUUCCUGGUGGCACACGCUCAAAGGCCGCUGGCAAGCGCCGCUCUAAACCGCUCAAUCUCAAACUGAACAUCGCAAGUAAGCUGUUCGGCUCAAAUACGCCACCGGGUCCCGCUUAUGAACGUGUUCUCGAAGAAGGCAGCGCGUCAACUGGCGGUGCUGACGCUUUUGAGUUACCCGACAUGGACGAUUCAUAUACAGACGCUGACCACUCUGAUUCAAGCGAGGGCAGUAUGCGUGUAGGGCGUACGAGUGGAUGGGCGACGCCACAGAUCAGCGGUACGAGUGGAUGGGUGACGCCACAAAUCAGCGGUACGAAUUCAAAGUCGUUCUCGGACAUGCCUGCGUAUUUUGAUGCGCCCGCGUCAGCACAGGUUGUAGGGCUAGGCAUUGGGAGUGUGCACCCUAGCGGUCCACCAAGCGUAGUCGGCAACGCAAUAGCGCGCGGUGGACUCAUGGCGCGUGUUGAUAGCAGGGAGCGAUUGAGUCUGGAUGCUGAUACGGCGCCGGCGCAUGGACUGAGGGGCAAAAUGGGACGGGUGGCCAGUAGUAAGAGUCGAGCGAGCAGUCCGAGUAAGUUGAGGAGUUUGAAGGAGAGUGUGGAUUGAGUGAGAUGGAAUGGGUCUCAUCUCGCUCUAAUCAAUUGAAGCAUGCGUGAACAUGGCGUUUUCGGAUUCAAUUUUGGCUGGAUGGGAUGGCGUGGCAUUUAUGAGGCGAACGAACGUCUCGGCGUUUUAUGUUUUAAGGGAUGACUGUUUGAAUGACCCGACGCUCUGAAUAAGCGGUCGUCGGUAUAGAGUGGAGGACAUAUCAAAGUACUAUCGCAGUCUCGCGAAAGGGCCCCAUGUUCGAGUACGUAUUAUACACUAAACCUGAGUAAUAUAAUUUGUGUGUGUGGAGUCUCCAUCUUUGUUUUGAAAAUAUUCACGACGAGUGGUCAAGAGUUC
Messenger RNA from Pseudovirgaria hyperparasitica, 3080 nucleotides. RefSeq lists its product as uncharacterized. Gene Ontology annotation, biological process: nucleoside diphosphate catabolic process. Bases 465 to 2741 code for a protein of 758 amino acids. Lineage: Eukaryota; Fungi; Ascomycota; Dothideomycetes; Acrospermales; Acrospermaceae. The transcript is spliced from 4 exons. The record is from RefSeq and is a predicted model, not a curated record. Gene Ontology annotation, molecular function: nucleoside diphosphate phosphatase activity. Gene Ontology annotation, cellular component: membrane.